GAAGAAGGGCUUUCUCGGUAGACAAACCCAACCAUGCACUCAUAGAAUAGAAUCUCGAAACCUGUCCCUGUGACUGUGUCUGCGUGUGCGUGUGUCACUGUCAUUCUCUCGGGAGAACAAACCACAAACCCAUUCCCUUUGGACUCUUGCUUGCUACCACCAUUUUCCUUCGAUGCUCCCUCUCUGCUCCCAAACGAAAAGUACAAUUCUUCCUUUCCUUUUCGCCAGCCCCACUUCACACGUUCUCAAUGCCUAGCCACCCUUUUGAUCAAAGGCCUAAAAUGUCUCCAUUUUUUGGUGGGGUAAGCCUUCCCUCUCCCUCUAGGGUUUGAGUUUGUGUGGUUUUCUUCAAAUCAUUCUCAUUUUUUGUUCACUUCUCCAUAGUUCUUAACAUACCCUUUUCUUUUUGUCAACCUCUCAUCUCAAUUCCCUCCUCAAAAUCAUAUUUUCCCCCCUCACACAUCACUAGGGUUUGUUUUUGUUUCUUCAUGUUUCUCAAAGUCUCAAGCUAGGAGCCACAUUGACCUUUGCUUUGUGUUUUUUUCUCCUCCAGGCCUUGUUUAGCUUCUCUUUUCAAACAUGGGUUGUGUCCAUGGCAAGUGCUGUACCCGUUACCCUUCACCCUCAGUGGGUGGCUCCAGAGACUUCAGAGAACUUGGCCCUUACUGUGCCCAAAGGAAGCACAUUCUCACUCAGAGUUCACUGCAAUUUGUUCCUGUCCCUUCCCAUAACUUCACUUUGGAAUACUCUGUGCUCACUCAGAGAGGGUACUAUCCUGAUUCACCUGAUAAAGAGAACCAAGAUAGUUUUGGCAUUAGGACACAGUUUCAAGGCAACCCCAGUGUCCAUUUCUUUGGUGUCUAUGAUGGGCAUGGCGAAUUUGGUGGCCAGUGUUCAAAUUUUGUUAAGGAUAGGUUGGUGGAAAAUUUGUCAAGUGACAUUGCAUUGCUGGAGGACCCUGUUAAGGCCUACACUUCUGCAUUCCUGACCACAAAUGAUGACUUGCAUAAGAACGAGAUUGAUGAUUCGUUGAGCGGCACCACUGCAAUUACGGUGCUGGUUAUUGGGAACACCCUUUAUGUUGCUAAUGUUGGUGAUUCUAGAGCCGUGCUGGCUGUUAAGGAUGGAAACCGCGUUGUUGCUGAGGACUUGUCCUCUGAUCAGACACCAUUUAGGAGAGAUGAGUAUGAGAGAGUGAAGCUUUGUGGGGCGAGGGUGUUAAGUGUUGAUCAGGUGGAAGGGCACAAGGAUCCAGAUAUUCAGACAUGGGGUGAUGAAGAGAAUCAGGGUGAUGAUCCUCCUAGGUUGUGGGUUCAGAAUGGAAAGCUUCCUGGAGCUGCUUUUACAAGGAGUGUAGGGGAUAAGUUGGCUGAGACUAUUGGUGUCAUUGCUGUUCCUGAGGUGUCAACGGUUCAGCUUACACCUAACCAUCUUUUCUUUGUUGUUGCAAGUGAUGGUGUAUUUGAGUUCCUAUCAAGCCAAACUGUUGUUGAUAUGGCAGCAAGUUAUUCAGAUCCCCGCGAUGCAUGUGCUGCCAUUGCUGGAGAGUCUUAUAAACUAUGGUUAGAACAUGAGGGUCGAACAGAUGAUAUAACAAUUAUCAUUGUUCAGAUCAAAGGCCUGUCUAAUUCAGUUACAUCUGGACUUGGAGCAGGUGAGAUCAAUGUCAGUACUGUAACAAGGACAAAGAGCAAGAGGGUAAAGGGAGCAUCCGAAAUAUCUGCCACUACUGGGUUAGAUGUGUGUCGUUCAGUCAGGAAUGGUUUCUCUGAUUUACAGUCCUGUCCACAGCAUGUGGUCUCAACUAGAAGCCCAGCCAUAGUGGUCCCCUCUCCGGCAUGUCAAACACCAGUUGUAUUGGUACAGUCACACUAGAAUUGUUUCAUAUUAAUCAUUCAGGAGUGCUAGCAACACACUCCUUUAAUCGGAGAGAGGCUUUGCGGAAACUUCACCAUGUCUCAUCAUACUUUCUCCUAGGGGGUACAUUUCUAUGUUCUAUUCUUCUUGAGUCUUCUGCAUUACCAUCGCUGCUGAAGGUUGCGGGCUUAGGGUGCAUUAUCUGGGCAGCUGAAGGACCCUUUUCAGAAUUUAGAAAGCAGAAAUGAUUAAUGGUCAUUUUUUCUUUUCUCAACCUUUUGCUAAUUCAAGUUGCUUGUCAUUUAACCUUAUACAAGCACUUCAGGAGUACACUAAAACAUAUCCUUCCCGAAUAGCGCUGCACUUCACUCUCCAAUUUAAAAUUUGGAAAGGGGUCUAUAAAUAACUUGAGAGAAAGGAGAUCUGUGCAGGAGUUUGGUUGGUGACUAAUUGACUACUACUACUUGCAAUGAAUUGUAGUCAAUGGUCAACUUGUAAGACAAGCCACGUGCUAUUAGAAUGUAAAUCCAUUAUCCUCGUUCUCAUGCUGGAUCCAGUGUAUCUCUUAGAAACAUGUCUGAUUUUUUUUAUUGCUUUUCAAUAUUAGUUUCAUGUUUUUACUGCAAAUUGGUAACUGAAUGAAUGGUUAUGGGUAUAAACAAUUUAUGUGAAUUACUGUUUCA
Messenger RNA from Glycine soja, 2540 nucleotides. Its product is annotated as probable protein phosphatase 2C 35. NCBI's taxonomy places the organism in Eukaryota, Viridiplantae, Streptophyta, Magnoliopsida, Fabales, Fabaceae. Gene Ontology annotation, cellular component: nucleus; cytosol. The transcript is spliced from 5 exons. The record is from RefSeq and is a predicted model, not a curated record. Bases 580 to 1875 code for a protein of 431 amino acids. Gene Ontology annotation, molecular function: cation binding; protein serine/threonine phosphatase activity. Gene Ontology annotation, biological process: protein dephosphorylation.